Arvicanthis niloticus (Nile rat) is the source of this 1133-nucleotide messenger RNA. The record is from RefSeq and is a predicted model, not a curated record. Lineage: Eukaryota; Metazoa; Chordata; Mammalia; Rodentia; Muridae.
AGUAACCCACUGGUGUUCUUGGGUAGCAGUGCUACUCCGUCUGACCCUCCAGAGUGGUUCACCUGGGGAGGUGAGGCAGAGAGACCAGUAAGGUGGGUGGGGGCCCACCACCACCUGGGGGUUCACUUUUCUUCUUUCCACUCAGCUGCUUGUGAGUGCCAGGUGUCCAGGCUGCAGCUGCACGCAUCCUCCUGCCAUCCUUGACUUACACCUCGCAGGGCUUUGCUCUCCAGGGCCAAGCUCAGACAUUACGGGUCCGAGAGCCAGAGUCGAUGGAGCUGAGCCACCGACAAGGUACAACCACUUUGACAAGGACCCACCAGAACAACAAGGAGAACCAGCAGGACAUGGACUCCUUCAGAGCUACCCAUAGCUCCUUGGACAGCUCCAAACUUAAGUACCAUCCAAGGCUCUCCCAGAGCCCUUCAGGCAGUCCCCUGGGGCAGGGCCACCUGGAGACUCCACCUCUACCACCAACUCCUACCUGCAGGACUUCUCUGGCUAUGAACUCCCAUCCCGAGGACCUGAAGAAGGGGGCAUCCAGAUCCAGCUUGAGAGAUGCCAGGGAGACCUUCCGAGAGGGAUGUCUGGGGGAGGAAGGCCGGGACUCCAGGAUCCCAGAGCAGAGGACGGUGCCUCUGAGCAAGGACAUCAUCAUUCCUGAAAAUAUCCGCCACAAAUUUGGGAGCAAGAUGGUGGACCAACUGAUCUCUGAGGAUCAGGCUCGACAGGCCAUCGGUGAAAUCUUCGAGGGCCAGAAGAGAUCAAGCUCAUGGCCUGGCAGGACCCAGAGCCCCAUUCAAGCCUCCUCCAUUUUCUCAGACUAUUAUGACUUGGGCUACCACAUGCGCUCCAACUUGUUUCAAGGCCCACCCCAGGAGACAAAGAGCCUCAUGAAGGCUUCCUACACACCGGAGGUGAUAGAGAAGUCGGUGAGGGACGUGGAACACUGGCACGGGAGGAAGACGGACGACCUGGGCCGGUGGCACCGGAAAAAUGCUAUGAACAUGAAUUUGCAGAAAGCGCUGGAAGAGAAAUAUGGAGAAAAGAGCAGAUCCAAGGGCAAGUAGUUGAAAGGACAUUGGAAGGAAGCUCGAGAAUGUUGCCAAUAAAGAAAUAAAGGCUCUGGUCUG